Messenger RNA from Aspergillus ruber CBS 135680, 432 nucleotides. RefSeq names its product CMD-domain-containing protein. Gene Ontology annotation, molecular function: peroxiredoxin activity. The coding region runs from base 1 to 432 and encodes 143 amino acids. NCBI's taxonomy places the organism in Eukaryota, Fungi, Ascomycota, Eurotiomycetes, Eurotiales, Aspergillaceae. The record is from RefSeq and is a predicted model, not a curated record. The transcript is spliced from 2 exons.
AUGGCUGACAAACCCCAACUCAAGCCCCUCCACGAAACCCUCUUCGAAGAGGGCUUGAAAGUCCGCAGAGCAGUCGUUGGUGACGCAUAUGUCGAGAGAUCUUUAGCCAAUGGCUCCAGCGACUUUGCCCGUCCUGGCCAAGAACUCGUGACCGAAUGGUGCUGGGGCCAUAUCUGGACACGACCCGGCCUGGAAAGAAAGCAGCGGAGUCUCUUGAACAUCGGCAUGCUGAUUGCCCUCAAGGCCUGGCCAGAACUGGCGGUUCACACGCGUGGCGCUAUCAACAAUGGCUUGACGGAGAAGGAGAUUAGCGAGGCAGUUUUGCAGGCCACAGUCUACUGCGGGGCUCCGGCGGGUAUUGAAGCCACGAAAAUUACAGAGAAGAUGAUUAAGGAGAUGAAGGAGGACGGUGAAUAUAAGCCUCAUCUUUAG